Molecule: messenger RNA, 1258 nt
Organism: Apis dorsata (giant honeybee)
Lineage: Eukaryota; Metazoa; Arthropoda; Insecta; Hymenoptera; Apidae
Gene: Fer1HCH
Product: ferritin subunit
Exons: 5
Coding region: 333-1007 (224 amino acids)
Biological process (GO): iron ion transport; intracellular iron ion homeostasis
Cellular component (GO): cytoplasm
Molecular function (GO): ferrous iron binding; ferric iron binding
Source: RefSeq, a predicted model, not a curated record
UCGACGUUCUUCCAACAAUGAACAUUGAACAACACGUUCGUUGGUAGUUUUCACGAAGUCAUAGUCAGCUGAUAGGUAAAGCGCAUGCGUGAUAAGAAAGGGAAUAGAAAAUUCCAGUUACUCCCCGUCGAUUAAAGUACGAAUGUACAUUUGUUGAUCAAUUAUUAAAUGAUCGAUGGUCGUACAUUAUAUUUAGUUCACGCACAUUCUCUUAUCUAGCUUCAUUAAAGCAGCCUUCUAUACCAGUGUGUAUAAAGGUUGCUUCCGAAACAGGGAAAAUUAAAAGCACUCUCGCGAAUUUUAAAAUAAUAGCUUUUAAUAAAUAAUUAAUAAUGAAGCUACUUUAUGUUCUUCUUAUCGUUUUCGUUUACAUCAAUGGAUCACUAGGAAAUGACAGUCCAACAAGAUCAUGUAUAGUAGGUAAUAUAGCUGCUGAUGAAAAUGCGACAAAACAUUGGUUGGAUAUGGAUAAAAAUUGUAUUAAAAGUUUGGAAUCUCAGGUGAAUGUUGAAAUUAAAGCUGCAAUGACUUAUCUUGCAAUGGGUGCUCAUUUUGCUCUUGAUGUAAUUAAUCGACCUGGAUUCAGCAAAUUCUUUUUUGAAUCUGCUACAGAAGAAAGAGAACAUGCAAUAAAAGUUCUUGAAUAUUUAUUAAUGCGUGGUCAAUUAACUAAUAUUAAUGAGGAUAAUGUUCUUUUAAGAUUUCCUUUGGAAGCAGAGAUUGAGAAUUGGAAUAGUGGUUAUAAAGCUUUGAAAAAAGCUCUUAAAUUAGAAACAAGUGUUACAAAAAAAAUUCGUGACUUAAUUAAAACAUGUGAACAUCCAAAUGACUUAAAUUUAGUUGAUUAUCAUUUGGUAGAUUAUCUCACUGGAGAAUUUUUAACUGAACAAUAUAAAGGACAGCGUGAUCUUGCUGGUAAAAUUUCAUCUUUAGGUAAAAUGAUACAAACACAUGGAAUGUUAGGAGAGUUUCUAUUUGAUAAAAAACUUUUAAACAAUGAAAUUUAAUUUGUAUUUGAAGCAAAAAAAAAUUUACUUCAAUAAGUGAAAUUAUGACCAUAUUUAAAAUAAAGUAUAUAACUUCGUUUGAUUUAAUUUUAAGUUAGUAUGUGACAUAUAAAUUUUUUUCUGCAUAAAAUAUUUUUCUAAAUAUGGUCUGUAAAAUAGAUAUAUAAAGAACUCUGUUUAUAAAUGUUUGUUAAACUAUAAUAAUUAUAUUACUCUUACAAAAUAAAUAAAUAUUUUAAGAUUCAUACAAA